AUGGCUGGCAAUCAAUUCAGGGUGUACCCCGCCUACUGCCCAUCUUUAGCUUGGAUGGGCUUCCAGACCUUCUGGGAACCUCCUUUGCAAGCAAGACGGUACUUCCUGAUUCAUCAUGCACUUGAGGUCUUGCAAACCUCAAGUCCCCAGCCAUCUGAUGUUCGAGCCAUUCAAGAGAAAGAGGUGGGAGUUGCAGACGUGACCAUUCUCGUGGAUGAAACAGAUGGGAAUCUGAGAACCGACUGUUUCAAAAAGUCUUCAAAAUGUCUUACUUCUUUGAUCCAAGUUCAGAACCAAUACCUGCUUUUAAAAGAUGACAACCAAUUUGGAAUCCAGACGUUAACUAUUGCUCAGCAAGACUCGCCAAAUUGCAAAUUCAGGAUUCACUAUUACAAUGAAUCUGAUAAGAAGAAAAGGAAGGGCCGUCCUGUUAUGCUGUAUGUUAAAAAAAGCAAUUGUAUCGCAGUGGUUUGCUGUCGUAACGCACAAGAAAUUUACACAAAGGAGAAAACUGCUCUUCCAGAGAAUAUUGACGAAGACAUAGAUGAAGCUUUGUUCUACAUGAGUCAACUCCCUGACAAAACAAACACAUACAUGUUAGAGUCCUGUCUUUAUCAUAGUAAUUUCUUGGGUUUUAAGCCUUUAAAGGAUAAUCCGUGUAAGCUGACUUUGGCCUUGUAUCGUAAAGUUGAUGAAGUGGAUGAAAGCGUCGAAGUGACACUUUUAAGGAAAUAG
Messenger RNA from Nerophis lumbriciformis (worm pipefish), 735 nucleotides. The record is from RefSeq and is a predicted model, not a curated record. NCBI's taxonomy places the organism in Eukaryota, Metazoa, Chordata, Actinopteri, Syngnathiformes, Syngnathidae.